UUGAUGAAGCCGUGGUGAUGGGACCGCAGCGGGGAUAUUAAUGGGGGUUGACUGGGCUCCAGCGAGAGGGAAGCGGCCGCCCUUCCCCCUCCCGUGAGAAUCCUGGGCCUGGAGGCCCUGCAGAAGGGCGGGUCUUCUCUGUGUCUUCUUCAUUCUUGCCCUCUGCGCUCCACCCGGACUCCAGUUCCUCUUCCCCCGCGUCGCUGGGUGCAGGGUCUGCGGAGCGCUAGGGACCGCAGGGGAUCUGAGAGGGCGCCGGCUCCUGUGCGCCCGGGUCCAGGUGAUCCAGCGCCAAGCUCUCCUCUGCACCGGAUCUCCCAGCGCCGCCCAGGUUGCUUGAAUGGGGCGCGCCCUGCCCUGGGCGCUGUGGUUGCUGCUGCUACUGCAGGAUCCAUGCAGCCUGGGAUUGUCCUGCAACGUGUCCUCGGGGGACGUGGACUGGGCCACGGAGUUCACAGCCACAUGCUUGAACUUCAGCGGCCGAGGCCUGAACAUUCCCUGGAACAGGUCUCUGCAGGCCAGCAGCGUGCUCCUCCUCGACCUGUCUGGGAACGGCCUUCGGGAGCUCCCGGGGCCCUUUUUUGCCCGCCUGGAAAAGCUGCAGAUCCUGAAUGUGACCAACAACCCUCUGGACCGCGUGGAUGCGGAGCUGGCAGGACGCUGCGCCCUUGACUUGAAGGCUGACUGCCGCUGCAGCCUCGCCUCCUGGCACCAGGUCCGGCAGGACAACUGCUCGGACCAGCUGCCCCCGCAGUGCCUGGAUGCCGGCACCUUCACCUGGCGCAACCUCUCCACCUUCCUGGAGGUCAGCUGCCCCCCUGGCCUGUCCUGGGCGGCCAUUGGGGCUCUGGCAGCCAGUGGAAGCCUGCUCCUUGGGCUCAUCAUAGCUGGCUCAUUGCUGGCCUGGAGAUUCCGGUCACGCUGGUCACCCAGGAGCCAGAGCCAGGACAAGACAUGGGCUGCUCCCGAUGGUCCCAGGCCCAGCUCAGGCUGGCAGCCGAAAUACAGUAGCCGGAGCCUCAGCCUUCAUCAACCAGAAGCCACCCUACCCAGACCCCCCACACCUGACUAUGAGAACGUGUUCAUAGGCCAGCCACCUGACAAGGACCAGCCGGCCAAGCACGGGACGCACCCUUCAGAGGACAGUGACUUCUACAUGAACUACGAGGACCUCCAACGGGCCUCCCAGCCCGUCUACGGCAACCUGCAGUUCCCGGGCCAGGCUCCUGAGGUCGAAGAUGAGUACGUGAUCACAGGGCACUGAGCCUGAACUCCAGCCUGCCCCACCCCAGGUGAUUCGGGCCGUUCUGGAUCCGCCCUGACCUCAGUCUCCCAGCCUGAGGAAUGGGGAUAGGCAAGAGCUGUCCUCGCAGCCCUCUGCCCGGCUCCUGCUCUGCUCUUCAGCCCCACCGGCUGCUAGAAAGGGAAGAGGAGACUCCAACACAGACACAGCAGGUUCCCAGAGUCAACUCCAUUGUCCCCUUCCUCUCGGUGUGCAGACGGUGCUCAAUAAACACUGUAGGGCUGGUGAGGCUGCUGGCUCGGAGGGAGAAGGUUCCUCUCAGUGACUUCCUGAGCUCUCAAGACUAGAUCUCUGGAGACUCCUGAAUUUCUCCCCAGCCCCUCCCCUCUGUCCCUCUCAGGUCCCCGGCACCCAGACUCAGUCCCCAGGGCAGCCCACGCCAGCCCCCGAGGGAUUUCUGUAACUCAUGAAUCAGGACUGUGUCCUUCCCCUGCUCACACACCCUCUCUGGCUCCCCAUUGUCCCUGGGUCCUCAGUCUGGUAUUUGAGGACUGUAUGACUCAGCCUUGUCACCUCACUGCCUCUCCCAUCCCUCUGCCCUUCUGGUCUGGGCCUCAUCCCCACCUAGCCCACUCCCUUCUGAAGCUUUCAUUUUCCUAAGCCAUUUGCCCAUGCCACUCCCUUUGCCCAGAAUGCCACCCCUUCCUCUUUUUCUUACUCGUUAACACCCUAAUAGUUGCAGAACUAUGGCUGGGGCGCCAGGGGGCAUGAGUUCAAGUCCUAACUCUGCCAUUAACUCCACGGGUCUCGUUCCCCCCAUCUGUGAAAUGCAGUGUUAGAAUUGGUCUCUAAGUCUGUGUUUUUUAAAAAUAUUUUUUAAUGGAUUUCAGAGAGGAAGAGGGAGGGAUAGAAACAUCAGUGAUGAGAGAGGAUCAUUGAUCGACUGACUCCUGCACAGGGUAGAGCCUGAAACCCAGGCAUGUGCCCUGACCAGGAAUCGAACCAUGACCCCCUAGUUCAUAGGUCAAUGCCCAACCACUGAGCCGCACUAGCUGGGCUCUAAGUCUGUUUUAGCCCUAAUAUACUAAUAUCUUAACUUGUCCAG
Messenger RNA from Myotis daubentonii (Daubenton's bat), 2348 nucleotides. RefSeq names its product leucine rich repeat containing 25 (gene LRRC25). NCBI's taxonomy places the organism in Eukaryota, Metazoa, Chordata, Mammalia, Chiroptera, Vespertilionidae. The record is from RefSeq and is a predicted model, not a curated record.